AUGUUAAUUGUUAGAAAAAAAUUUGUUUGUCAUCAUAGUACUUUCCAAAAAGUGUCUAGGGAAGAAAAUAAAAAAGGUAAUUCUAAAAAUGCUAACUGUUCUGCAACUAUUACUUGUGUUAUAAAGCUUGAUACGUUAGCAACUAGAAAAUCAGACACUUUUAUAAAGAAUGGACUUCGUGGAAUUAUAACUAUAAAUAAUAAACACACCCAUAGUUUAGAUACUGCUGAAACUUUAAGAUUUAUACCAGCAGACUUAAAAUUAAAAAAUACAUUUUUUGAGUACUUCAGUUCCAAUAUGGGAAUUUCUGAAGCUCUUAAGUAUCAUGAGGAUAUUUUGGAGUUAAAAGAUAAUUUUUCAUUGGAAGACUUAGCAAAUGGAGCUAUUAAUCCAACAUAUAGAACAGUUCAGUAUUGGCAUGAUGAAUGGAGAAUUAAGAACUUGGGUCCACGUUCUGGAAUUGGAAUGAUUGAAAAAUUAAAAGAAAAAUUGAAUAUAUAUUCAGAACAAAAUGUAAUUGUCAAAUUUGUUGAAGAUCCAUUUGCUCUUCUUAUUGUUACUCCUCUUAUGCAAAGAGCUCAUGAAUUAAAAUCUUCAAGUGGUAUAGUAUUUGUUGAUAGCACUAGUGCAUGUGACGCUGAAAACCAUUCAAUAACCUUUAUAUUAACUCCAUGUGCAGCAGGAGCGGUACCAUUAGCAAUUAUAAUUACAAAAGGUCAAUCUUUUUUAGCAUAUAGUACGGGAUUUAAUUUGCUUAGAGAGUGUGGUUUAAAAUGUUUUGGUGGCAUAGCCUGGCCUAAAAUUUUUGUUACUGAUAAUGCUCAAGCAGAAAUAAAUGCAAUUAAAAAUACUUGGCCUGAAAGUGAUCACUUGUUAUGUAUAUUUCAUGUUUGUCAGGCAGUUUGGCGUUGGCUUUGGGAUUCCAAAAAUAAUAUUCCUCAAAAUAAGCGACCAAUAUUAAUGAAACAUUUUCAAAAUAUUUUGUAUGCAGAUACAGUAAAACUUGCUGAAUAUAAUUUUAAUAGUGCCAUAAACAGUUCAGAAUAUCCAAAAUGGACUAAAUACAUUACAGACCAAUUUGAUGGUCGUCAAAAAUGGUGUUUGGCUUGGAGGAAUGAGUCUAAUAGAGGUCAUCAUACAAACAAUUACUCUGAGAUUACAGUACGCAUAUUUAAGGAUACAGUACUCUCAAGAGUUAAAGCCUAUAAUGUUAUUGCAUUAUUAGAUUUCACUUGCACUGUGUUGGAAGAACAUUACGGUAGGCGACUAAUGACAUUUGCCAAUUGUAGAAAUCCAAAAAAUAGAGAAGCAAGAAUUUUCUUGGACACAUUAAUUAAGAAGGCAAAUUAUGUGAAAAAAAAUCAAAUUAUUCAUAGCGCACAAAAUAAUUAUAUUGUUCCAAGUGAAAAAAAUCCUUUAAGUACUUAUGAUGUUAAUUUAGAAGCUGGUUGUUGUUCAUGUUCAAUUGGGAAGUAUGGUAAAUUUUGCAAACAUCAAUGUGCAGUAUAUAUACAUUAUGAUGAAAUGUCAAACAAUUUCCCUCCUGUUACUCCUCAAGAUAGACAUGAAAUUGCUAUGCUAGCAUCAGGAGAUAAAUCUCUAAAAAUUGAUUUUUUUCAACCAUUUUAUGUAGAGAACUAUAAUAUUGCUCAGACUGUAGUGAUCCCUGAUGAUGAAAGAAUAUAA
Molecule: messenger RNA, 1686 nt
Organism: Macrosiphum euphorbiae (potato aphid)
Lineage: Eukaryota; Metazoa; Arthropoda; Insecta; Hemiptera; Aphididae
Source: the annotation of a GenBank genome assembly